AUGUCCGUGGAUAAGAGUAAACGUGUAGGUCGCUGGUAUUUUGGAGGAAUGGCAAGUGCUUGUGCAGCAUGUUGUACUCAUCCUUUGGAUUUACUCAAGGUGCAGCUUCAGACUCAGCAAGGAGAAAAAGUGAAAGCCACAACAUUAGUGAUUCGCAUUCUUAAAAAUGAUGGUGUCACUGGACUUUAUAAUGGACUCACAGCAUCUUUGCUUCGACAACUUACAUAUUCCCUAACAAGAUUUGCCAUUUACGAUACUGCCAAAAAACAGCUUGUGAAAGAUAACCAAUCAAUGCCAUUCUAUCAAAAAGUGUUGCUGGCUGGUUUUGCUGGGGCUUCAGGUGGUGUUGUGGGUACACCUGCAGAUUUAGUCAAUGUCAGGAUGCAAAAUGAUAACAAGUUACCAAUGGACCAACGAAGGAAUUACAAACAUGCUUUGGAUGGUCUUUAUCGUGUUUACAAAGAUGAAGGUACACCUCGAAUGUUUAGUGGUGUCACAAUGGCUAGUAGUAGAGCUGUGUUUGUUACUAUUGGUCAGUUGGCCUGUUAUGACCAGAUCAAAUCCAUUUUGUUGCAUACUACAUUUUUUGAAGAUAAUUUAAUCACACAUUUUUCUGCUAGUGUACUUGCAGGAACCAUAGCUACAUUCCUUACCAUGCCACUGGAUGUUAUGAAAACACGUAUGAUGAAUGCAGAACCAGGAAAAUACAAGAACAUCCUGUCUUGUGCUUUGGAUAUUAGCAAAAAUGGACCUUUAGGAUUUUUCAAGGGCUUUAUGCCAGCCUUUGUUCGUCUUGGACCUCAUACAACCUCUUUCUCAGCUGAAUCAAUGGAAUUGAUUGAAAAGGCAAACUCACAUUAUUAUUGCCAGGUUAGUAAUUUUGAUCCCAACCUGCUCAAAAUUCUUAAUAGCCCUUGGAAUUUUAGACAAAAAAAAAAUUGUGAUUUGUUCAAAUAUCUAUGA
This is a messenger RNA of Acanthosepion pharaonis, 963 nucleotides long. The record is from the annotation of a GenBank genome assembly. Lineage: Eukaryota; Metazoa; Mollusca; Cephalopoda; Sepiida; Sepiidae.